Molecule: messenger RNA, 459 nt
Organism: Striga asiatica
Lineage: Eukaryota; Viridiplantae; Streptophyta; Magnoliopsida; Lamiales; Orobanchaceae
Source: the annotation of a GenBank genome assembly
AUGAGGGUGAAGGGGGGCUCGGUGCUCUCGAUAAAGCUCGACUUGCUCCAGCCUGCUACCAGCACAUCGGACAAAUCGCGGGGCUGGAAAAUUUUCUCGCUUUCGGAUCGCCGGAGGCUUUCAACCGGGUGUGCUCGGAUUCUCUCAGCCGCUGAAAGAGCUCGACCUCGGUUGCUCGGAACCCCGUUGCUGCUGCUAAAACAAAAAGGCUCGUCGCCGAGUGCUGCUAGGCCCGCCGCGAAUGGUCAGGUCCUCGGAAAUCUGAUCCAACCGACGCUGCCUGCUCUCGGUCAGACGCCUGGGACUCGGCGGAAAUCUCGUGGCUUUAGGGUUUCACCUUGGAGAGGAAACGGAAAACCUGCGCUACAGAAGCUACCGAAGAGCUUGAACUCGUACAAUAAACUGAGGGGACGGGUCAUGCCGCCUGAAGGUCGCCUAAAUUUCCUCGUCUCCGCUUAA